GCAGCUUUCUGGUUUCCGAAAAAACAGCUCUUGCAAAUCAAUUCCAUCGAUAUUCAGUCGAAUUGCCAUCAUAAUGUUCCGAUUCCGUAAAACCCUCGAUAUCGUCACGGUCUUCCACAAGGCCAGCUCUCCCGCCUCGGUCAGAGUUGCCAACUUGGCUAAGCAAAUCUCUGCUGGUGCCCAGGUCACUGCCACUCAAGACCCCGAUGUCAAGCACAAGGUCAACCGGGACCCCUUCGAGCUCAACAUCACCGAGGACGCUCCUACAGCCGACCAGGUUCAGACCAUCAUUGAGUACCUUGGCAAGGGCGGCGCCGGCAAGGUUGUUCAGGGUGCCAAAGAUGAUAAGGAUGCUUUGAAGAAGUUCCGCGAGAACAAGGACAGCUUCUUGCGCCCCGUGACCGUUGACUGGAACAGCGGCAAGGCUGUCGUUGGCGAUAACGAGUCUGAGAUCUUGAAGCUUCUUGCUGAGCAGCAGGAGCAGCAGUAAAUUAACGAUAUUCCCGCGAAUCGGCUGCGCCGUGUUUGCACCCAACUACAUGUACAAUAUAGAACAAAAUACAAUUGAUAUCCUGAAGCAACAAAUGGAAGCGGAUUGUUCUCUUAGUGGUGAAACUUUGCAGGUCAAAAGAAGUAAUGGUGAAAUAGCUCCAUGUACGCUAUUUGCGGUAGCGAUGACGGAGUAUCCCAAACGCGCGUUUGAGGUGACAGGGCAGCGCAUUGACCGGAUACAAACAAAAUCGUGUCACACUAAAAGAAUUACGCGAUGCAUAACUAGUAGCUUUCUUUGACGUACACAAGUAGUCGCAGUCUUUGUUUGGCCUAAGCGCCCCAUCUCACCUCACAUUCACUUCACUUUGGUGCCAAGUUAAAGCACUCCAACAUGGCGCAUAUAUAUUUAUUAUCA
This is a messenger RNA of [Torrubiella] hemipterigena, 907 nucleotides long. NCBI's taxonomy places the organism in Eukaryota, Fungi, Ascomycota, Sordariomycetes, Hypocreales, Clavicipitaceae. The record is from the annotation of a GenBank genome assembly.